ACUAUAAUUCAAAAGCACAAAAGUUCAGCAAAAUCAAUAAGCAAAAUGUCUGACAAAGAUAAGAACGAGGAAAAAAAACCAAAUGAUGCCUCAAAGGAUACCAAAAAAGUUAGUUCUGGCAAAGCGCCAGCCCCUGCAGUUAGUCCAAAACCAGAAUCAAAGUCUAAGAAAGGUUCUGGUACAGAAAAACCUUUGGAAUUUCAACAAACAUCUGCAGUUGAUCAAAAGUUGGAAUCAAAAACAACUGAGGUUGCAGCAGCUACCGAAAAUAAAGAAGGCGAGGCAUUGCCAAGGAUCUCUGAACCAGAAGAUGAGAAAACCCAACCAGAAAGGGCAGUUCCUGAAGAAAGCCAACAAAAUGUGAAGAUCGAAACUGAAACAAGCUUUCUAAGAGGUCGGGACUCCGUGGAUCAAAGACCUACAGAGAGUAGCACAGAUGCAGAAACUGCAGAGGAAAAGCGUGAAAAUCUUGAGCCAAUUGAGACGGAUGGAGAGCCGCACAGGGAGGAAUAUGAAAGUCUGGAUGGUGCUCAGAUCAACGCCAGUAUCCAGACCUCUCAACCAAAGGCAGAUUCAGAUGAUGGUUCACCUCAUUCCGCAAGGGACUAUCUCCAGUGCGCUGAAACGGUGACGGACCACCAAAGCGAAAGACUAGAAGAUAUCCGAAGUGUUAGGAGACCAUCGUUUGACAGUGGCAGAUAUGAACCAUCUAUUGGUGGUGGGUCGCGAAGAGUCAAAGGACGAUCGACACCUAGCACGGCGGGCAAUCAGUACCUAACAUCAGAAGAUAUACGAAAAUUGUAUGCCCAGAGAGAUCUAGAGGAAUCUCAGUUGAGAAAUCGGGGCAAAGUCAGAACUUUAGAUGAGAUACGGGGUCCACAGGCCACCGGCACACGCCAGUUCUUCGAAGAAAAUCAAGAAAGUGAAGUUUCUAUUGAUGCUGAUGCUGAUGAUGAUGAUGAUGAUGGUCCUCUGGUAAAACAUAAAGCCACAAAUACUCGAAUCUCUCGAGUGGCUCAAAGAUGGGAGCCGGAGAAUUUCGAUGAAAUUAUCGUAUACGAAGCCGAGGAAGAAACGGCGAAGAUUACGGAAAUAAUAGACGAAAGCAUAGGGGAUAGUUCAGGGGAAAUUAAAAGAGAAUCAUCCAUAUCUCAGAUGCACUACCACUAUUACGGUCUCCUGCGGGACAUUGGGAUUAACACUGUAAAUCCAUGCGAUCCGAUCGAUGACGGUACACCCAUCGAUCCGAUAAAACCCUUCAAAAUAGAUAUGAAUCGCAUUAACGAACUGUUUGCAACGGAACAGGCGGAGUAUGGAAUAUAUGAGAUAGAAACUGGCAGUCGAUCCUACUAUAAGGGCUGCGAAUAUCAUUUUCCGGGCACAAAUCAUUGGAGUAGACUCUUUCGUGAUGGCUCCCAGGGCACAUACCUGUCGCGGCUGCCAAUGCACUGGGUCUACACGGUUCUCUGUGCCGUAGGAUAUAUAGUGUUUGUGUUGCUCUUUAGCAUGGCCUGGUUCGAUCAUGUUACAGAGGGAAUUACCGAAAACAGACCCAACACAAAGAUGGUGCAGCCCCAUUUAAGUCUGGCUACGACUGCAGCGCGUGGUCUAACAUAUGAUCCACGAAACGACACAGAAGUCAAUGAUAUGUACACCAGGAGUUUAGCCUUUUUCCAGAGAUAUGGCGACGCGGGGGAAAGCGAACGCUUUGGACCCUGCACAGCGGAUCAAAAGUUUGGCUAUAUGAGCAGAGCGCCAUGUGUUUUCCUUAAAAUUAAUCGCCUGAUUGGUUUCAAAACUGUGCCUUAUACACAUCCAGAUCAAGUGGACAGGGAACACGACAAGAGACCCGCUGAAAUGAUAUUAAAGAGUCUAUUAAGGAACAUUACAGACCAAGAGGCACGACAGAAUCGCAUUUGGUUUACUUGCAGCACCAAACCCAAGAAUAAACUGCAAAUUGAGUUCUAUCCAGAGCCGGCUGUCAGAACGGAGUACACGGAUAUUGAGGAGAAAUUUGCAGGGAACUCCUUGGACCGAGAGGAUCUCAAUCGUAUUGUGGCUCUCAAGCUACGAAAUCUGAGGCCAAACGAAAGGGUGGACAUCAAUUGCAGGAUCUGGGCACAAAAUAUUCAUCAUAAUGGUGAAGAUUUUGGUCAGGUUUCGUUUUUUGUGAUACUGGGCCAUGAGUUGAAUCGUCAGAGGGUGCAGAAAGCACUCAUAUAUCAUGAUUCAUUGUGAUUCAUCGUGAGAAAUCCAACUUGUAGAUGGAAUUUCUUAGACG
This is a messenger RNA of Drosophila obscura, 2281 nucleotides long. RefSeq lists its product as uncharacterized. Gene Ontology annotation, biological process: potassium ion import across plasma membrane; intracellular potassium ion homeostasis; sodium ion export across plasma membrane. Gene Ontology annotation, cellular component: sodium:potassium-exchanging ATPase complex. NCBI's taxonomy places the organism in Eukaryota, Metazoa, Arthropoda, Insecta, Diptera, Drosophilidae. The record is from RefSeq and is a predicted model, not a curated record. The coding region runs from base 46 to 2238 and encodes 730 amino acids. The transcript has a single exon. Gene Ontology annotation, molecular function: ATPase activator activity.